AUGGCUUCCGUGGCGCCCACUCCUUUUAUCGCUCGCGGUUGCGCCUUUGGCCCAGACAAGGCUGCCUGCUCGGGCCACCCACCCUCCACUGCCAGGCGCCCCGCGGGCCGUGCGGCUGCCUCCUCGGCAGCAUCCUUCUUUACAGCGGCAUGCCUGCUGCCAGCUCUGCGGCACAAGCACCGUCCACGAUGCCAGCGCUACGCGUCUUCUGGAACCUCUGGGCCGCGUGUGGCAGUGGUUGGUGCGGGCCCCGCUGGGCUGGCAACUGCUCUGGCACUGCGCAAGGAAGCUGGGCUCCAGGACGUGACUGUUCUGGAGAGGGCACCAGAGUUGAGGCCUGGUGUGGGCGGUGGUGUGCAGCUGCACUCAGGCGCAUCCCUGUUGGAAGAGCUGGGUGUUGAUCUGAGCUUUGCACAGCCGCUGCGGCGAAUCAGGAGCCGCUCUGCAAGUGGUGCAGACCUGCUGCAGCUGGAUCUGCCCAGCCUACUGGACAACUUCCAGCCCUUGUCGGGUUCGGUUCGGCGAGCGGACGGCCAGCCUGCGAGUUGUACGGUCAUGCGUGAUGCCCUGCUGGAAGCCAUGGCUGGUGCUUUGCCUGAUGACAGUAUCCGCCUGAGCACUAAGCUGCUGGAGGUGCAGACCGGCGCACAGGGACAAAGUGCGACAUGUCGCUUUGACUCUGGGCAGGAGGAGUUUGACUUGGUCGUGGCCGCAGACGGCAUCGGCACACGUGCUCGCAGCUUUGUAUUUGGGGAGGAGGGUCAGGAGGAGGAGCCUCGCUAUACAGGUCUUCGGAUACAGUACGGCGUGCGGGAAGCUGGUGGACGACCUGCUGGGUGUGAGGAGGAGGUUCACCAAUGGUUUGGUCAAGGUGUCUAUGCUCUUACUGCCACAUAUGGUGGCAUUGGUGGGAAGCGCUUCGAGAUGAUGGCGGUCGUGUUUCGCGAGGAGGCUCCGGUUGCCGAGAAUGCUGACUGGGAUCCAGCGGAGAUCAAGGACAGCUGCCUCGAAAGGUUAAGAUCUGCGGGACAGCCUGAAGAGGUGCUGCAGGUUGCCGCGGGUUGCGAGCGAUUCUUUGAGCUGGGUGUCUUCGAGAGGCCUGUGGGUCUGAAUCGCUGGCACCGCGACCGGGUGGUUCUUCUAGGCGACUCCGCGCACGCGAUGCCGCCCUUCCUGGGCCAGGGUGCAAACCAGGCCAUCCAGGAUGCUGUCUGCUUGGCACGAUGGCUGCGCCGCGUCAACUUUGCUAAAGAGGCGUCGGGAGGCUCACUGGAAACAGCCUUGCUUGGUUACACGGCACAACGCUUGCCUCCAGUGGCUGUGCUUGGCAUCGAAAGUGGCUUCCUUGGCCAGGUUGAGACAUUGCCGGGCGACCUUGGAGCGAUGGUCAGGGAGAACUUCUUCCGAGUGACAGCAGGGACUGGCCUGGCAGGUCUGGUAUUCCUCAACGGUGCGAUUGCGAGAGUCUGA
Molecule: messenger RNA, 1470 nt
Organism: Symbiodinium pilosum
Lineage: Eukaryota; Dinophyceae; Suessiales; Symbiodiniaceae
Source: the annotation of a GenBank genome assembly